Pyricularia pennisetigena is the source of this 191-nucleotide messenger RNA. RefSeq lists its product as uncharacterized. The record is from RefSeq and is a predicted model, not a curated record. The annotation marks the transcript as partial. NCBI's taxonomy places the organism in Eukaryota, Fungi, Ascomycota, Sordariomycetes, Magnaporthales, Pyriculariaceae. The transcript is spliced from 2 exons.
AAAGUCCAACGCCCCGUUGAAUGCACCACACCGCAACCAGAUUGAAAUGGAAAACAUCAGCACUGUUCAGUGGAACAUUCGUCAUUCCAAAGGAGCCCAAUUGGCCGCUGGCAACCGCGGCGUCCUCAGCAGAAAUCACAUCGCCGUCCCAGUCGAGCAAUCCAAGCCAAGCAACAAUGGUGAUCACAGGU